Molecule: messenger RNA, 3313 nt
Organism: Ceratitis capitata (Mediterranean fruit fly)
Lineage: Eukaryota; Metazoa; Arthropoda; Insecta; Diptera; Tephritidae
Gene: Cds
Product: phosphatidate cytidylyltransferase, photoreceptor-specific
Exons: 9
Coding region: 1-1344 (447 amino acids)
Cellular component (GO): endoplasmic reticulum membrane
Molecular function (GO): phosphatidate cytidylyltransferase activity
Source: RefSeq, a predicted model, not a curated record
AUGGCAGAGGUACGACGUCGAAAAACCGAGAACGAUGUCAGUGAUGAUGCUGGAGAAAAAGCACGAAAAGGGGACAAUCGAAACUCCGCAGCGGACUCAUCUGAUCAUGUCGACUCAGAGGAAGAAAAGUUACCAGAAGAGAAAUUCGUUGAUGAGUUGUCAAAAAGUUUACCACAAGGAACGGAUAAAACACCUGAAAUUUUAGAUUCAGCAUUGAAAGAUCUACCGGAUAGAUGGAAGAAUUACGUUAUUCGCGGAAUCUUUACAUGGAUUAUGAUUUGCGGUUUCGCCCUUAUAAUAUAUGGCGGUCCAUUGGCGCUUAUGAUAACGACUUUGUUGGUACAAGUAAAAUGUUUCCAAGAAAUCAUAUCCAUUGGUUAUCAAGUUUAUCGCAUACACGGUCUACCAUGGUUCCGUAGCUUGUCUUGGUACUUCCUGCUAACAUCUAACUACUUCUUCUAUGGUGAAAAUUUGGUCGACUAUUUUGGUGUGGUUAUUAAUCGUGUGGAAUACUUGAAAUUUUUGGUAACCUAUCAUCGCUUCCUGUCAUUCGCGUUAUACUGCAUUGGGUUUGUCUGGUUUGUUUUGUCGCUGGUGAAGAAGUAUUAUAUGAAGCAAUUUAGUCUAUUUGCCUGGACACACGUCUCACUCUUGAUAGUGGUCACGCAGAGCUAUUUGAUCAUUCAAAACAUAUUUGAAGCUCUCAUUUGGUUCAUUGUUCCCGUCUCGAUGAUAGUUUGCAACGAUGUAAUGGCCUAUAUGUUUGGCUUCUUCUUUGGUCGUACUCCGCUAAUUAAAUUAAGUCCGAAAAAGACCUGGGAGGGCUUUAUUGGUGGUGGCUUUGCUACGGUCAUUUUUGGCAUCAUCUUCUCUUACAUUCUCUGCAAUUAUCAAUAUUUUGUAUGUCCCAUUCUAUAUUCAGAAGAAGUGGGACGUAUGACUAUGGCUUGUGAACCAAGCUAUUUGUUUACGAAACAAGAAUACAGUCUAGGUGUGUUUGGUAUCGGCAGGACAAUUAAUAUGUAUCCUUUUGUAUGGCACUCAAUUGCAUUAAGUUUGUUCAGCUCGAUUAUUGGACCUUUUGGAGGAUUCUUCGCUUCUGGUUUCAAGCGUGCAUUUAAAAUUAAAGACUUUGGCGAUAUGAUUCCCGGUCAUGGUGGAAUUAUGGAUCGUUUCGAUUGUCAAUUCUUAAUGGCAACUUUUGUAAACGUUUACAUAUCCAGUUUUAUCAGAACACCUGCACCAUCAAAGAUAUUAACACAGAUUUACAAUUUAAAACCCGAACAACAACUUCAAAUUUACCAAUCACUCAAAGAUAGUCUCGGCGACUUGAUUUCCAACUAGAGAUUUUGUGAAAACUAUUAAUUUUAAGCUUAUAUUACUACUGACAAAACAAACAAUUUUUUUUUUCAAGUCAUUUAUGUACUUGCUUAUUUGUUUAGACAUGUUCAAUUCGUUAUUAAUUUAAGAGGUUUCAUCUUAGUUGAUAGCAAAGUGAAGAAAAAAACUUUAACAAAACAGCGAUCUCCUCUAUUAAUGCUGACUUUGUAUAAGUGUAUGUAUGAACAAAAAAACACAUUGACAAGUUGUUUAAUGGGAGCCUCUUCAAGAGGAUAUGUUGAAUUUAAGGGAAAUAAUUUAUGAUCGCUUGAAAGAGCAACUAUAUUUAGCUUCCUUUAGUCUAAUAACAAUUUAAAUAUAAAUUGGUUCAUAUUCGUGAAUUGGCAAUUAUGCGCUAACACAAAAGAAUACUAUAUUAAAAACUCAAAGGGUGAUAUCGCUUUUUCGCCAUUUCACAACGAUUAACCAUUUGCAGUUAUUAUACAUGUAAGUUUGUAUAUUUUUUUAAUUCAUGUCUUCUCUAUUACUGAACGAGUCAAAAAAAUGGAGAAAAAAUCUUUGUUUAUUGUGAGGGUAUGUAGCAAGGGGAAAAACACUAAAUAAUAUUGAAAAAACAUUUCGAAACACUUAAAUGACUACAAAAAAUUCAAUUUAAAUAUAUAAAUUAAUGUUUUUGCAUAUAACAAUUGAAGUUUGGUUUAGUUAGAAAAAAUAAGAGUUUCAUCGUAUUAUGUAUAUAUAUAUUUUUUAUUUUACUUUAUUUUAUUACUUCUAUUAAGUUUGUGUUGUGGAAUUUCUCAAAUUAAUUUUAAAAUCAAACAGUCAAGCUUAAAAACUAGAAUUCUACUUUUUUUUUGAUUAGGAGAUCACAAAAGUCGAUGUCAACUCUGCUGAUUCUGUAAAACAUUACCAAUUGACGUAAAUAUUUAGCAACUUAAUGGAAAUGUGAGUCAGAAAAUGUAUGGUAAGGAUGGAAUGAAAACUAUGAUGGUUAGCAAAGUUUAAUAAAUAUGCUCAUAACAACUAGUUACAUAGAAUUGGCUACGAACGUAAUAUUUGAAUAAUGUGAAGUGAAAAUACUAGAAAAGUAAUAAAAUAUUUAAUACCAAAAUUUGUCACAAAUAUGUGUAUAAAUACAUAAUGAUAUAUAUUUACUAUUGAGUUACGAUAUGAAUCUAGUGCAAUACUUAAACUAAAUCACUUUUUCCUGGUAAUGGUAGGAAAUGAAGCAAUUAAAGCGACGAAAUUAAUUUAAGUUUUUUUUACUUCAAAAUUUUUAAUGUUAAUUUAUGCAGCAGUGUUUAGAGUAAAUAUUCGUAUUAUUAAAUCAAUUGUUAUUAUAUUAAUUAUAUUUAAAGAGACAUCAAGACAAAUACACAUACAUUCAAAAUGCAUAUUAUUAAUGAAAUUUAAAUGUUAUUAUGCAGAGUACAUUAAACAUUUAUAAAUAUAUGAAUGUAUUAUAGUCGUGUUAAAUGAAUAAAAUUAAAUGAAAACAUCAGCUACUAUUGAAAUAGAAAUUUUAAAAUUAUAUUUUGGAAGCAAUGUUGUAUAUGUAGUAGGUUCCUCUGAUGCGUGUAUGUGCAAAAUAAUUAAUUUUAAAUAAUUGAAAGACGACGGAUAUUUGUAAAGGUGAGUUUUGUUUUUGUGUUGUUAAGGCGUAAUGAAUCAACAUAAAUCAAUCCUACUGGAUUGUGCAGGAAGCCAGAUAAGCGCGGUCAGAGAUAACUCAUUAAAUGUGUUUUUUGAAUGCUUGACUUUUGCAAUGUUGUCAUCUUGGUUUUUUGGUACGUUCAAAGAAGCGGCCAAGCUCAGGCUGCAUUAGGAAAUCGUUUGGCAUUUAUUAAAUAUAAUAUAUAGUAUGUUUUUAUGUAGUAUGUAUUUGAGAGCAGAAGUUAUAAUUACUUCAUAUAUAAAAUAUUGAAUACCUGAGUAUUGUGAAAUAAAUGUGUAACUCAAAAUAAAAGGAAAA